Mycena indigotica is the source of this 2073-nucleotide messenger RNA. RefSeq names its product Asparagine synthase. The transcript has 6 exons. Gene Ontology annotation, molecular function: asparagine synthase (glutamine-hydrolyzing) activity. The coding region runs from base 1 to 2073 and encodes 690 amino acids. Gene Ontology annotation, cellular component: cytosol. The record is from RefSeq and is a predicted model, not a curated record. Lineage: Eukaryota; Fungi; Basidiomycota; Agaricomycetes; Agaricales; Mycenaceae.
AUGUGUGGCCUCACCUCCGUAUUCUACCCCGACGGCGUCACGCCCCCGCCCGCGGAGGAGACCCGGCAGAAGCUGGAGGCGUCGUGCAAGAUGCUCGUUCACCGUGGCCCCGACUCCGAGGGCACGUAUGUCUCUCCCGAUGGCCGUCUCGGUUUCGGACACACCCGUCUCUCCAUCAUCGACUUGAAGACCGGCCAGCAGCCGCUCUCUGACGAGGAGGAGUACAUCCACUGCAUCGUCAACGGCGAGAUCUACGACCACGACCGCAUCCGCGCGGAGAUGGUCGAGCAGGGCUACGUCUUCAAGACGAAGUCCGACUCGGAGCUCGUCGUCCAACUAUACAAGCGCGACGGCUUCAACUGCCUCCGCGAUCUGCGCGGUGAAUGGGCGUUUGUGCUCUAUGACGCCCGACGCCGCCUGGUCUUCGCUGCCCGCGACAGACUGGGUAUCCGCCCCCUCCACUACACCUACCACAACGGCGCCAUCCUUUUCGCGAGCGAAAUCAAGGCCUUCAUUCCGUUGGGCUGGAAGCCGGAGUGGGACAUUGAGAGCAUCGUCGACAAUGGAGAGUUUGCGGACGAGCGUACCACCUUCAAGGGUGUCUCUAAGCUUGCCGCUGGCUUCUUCGCUGUCGCCCGCGCUGGUGGCACCCUCAAGACGGAGGCAUACUGGGACCUUAGCUACUCCGACGAGACAAAGGUCAAGUACACCCAGACCGUUGACGAGAUGAUCGAGACUACUCGGGAGCACCUCGUCAAGGCCGUCCAGCUGCGUUUGCGCUCGGAUGUGCCCCUCGCCUUCUAUCUUAGCGGUGGAAUUGACAGCUCUACGGUUGCGGGCAUCUCUCAGAAGCUGCUAAAGGAGAAGAACCCCGAUGCUACCAUCACCGUCUUCACCCUCCAUUAUAUUGAGGACCCUUCCACUGACGAGUCACCCCUUGCCGAGCACACUGCCGAAUUCAUUGGCGCCAACCUCGUCAAGGUCCCCACCACCGAAGCCUUGCUCGUUGAGGUCCUCGAGGAUACCAUCUACCACGGCGAGCAGCCCUCCGCCACUUUCCACGCUUGCGGCAAGACCCUUCUAUCCCGCGCUGUCAAGAAGGGUGGCUUCAAGGUCGUCUUGACUGGCGAGGGCUCCGACGAAAUUUUCGGUGGAUACCCCUGGUUCGGCCUUGACCUUCUCCAGGCUGCGGACCCAUCUGGCGAAGCUCUUGGCCUUGAUCUCCCCAACGAGAAGCAGCGUGCUGGCCUCCGUGCCGGCUACCAAGCCGCCAGUGGCUUGCCCGCUCGCCAGGCGAGCGAGAUGGCUCCCGAGCGGGCGAAUGCUCCCCGACCUCUUACCACCACCGCGUCCCACCUUGUCCCCGCCCGCGUCUUCUACGGUGUCAACACCGAGAUGCUGAAGCCCGAGGUCGUCGCUGCAUAUGGCGCCGUCGAUGUUGGCAGGCGGACGGAGGAGGGCGUUGAUGCGCGGGUGCGGGAGAUGUCGAUCUCGGGCCGCUGGCACCCAAUGCACGUGUCGCAGUACAUCACCACCAAGACGCUGCUUACCCGCGCCAUUCUGAGUGCCGUCGGCGACCGUGCCGACAUGAUGAACUCGAUUGAGAGCCGUGCUGCCUUCCUCGACCACCACCUCGUCGACUAUGUCAACAGCCUCCCUGCAUCACUUAAGAUGCGCCCCAUCGCCAACGCCCCCGACCAGAAGCCGCCCUACCAGCUCACCGAGAAGUGGAUCCUGCGCCAGGCCGCGAAGCCGUUCAUCUCGAACGAGGUGUACGAGCGGAAGAAGGUGAUCUACAACCCCCCGCCGGCGCCCGCGGCGAUCCAGGCGGACGGGCAGGGCGAGCUGCUCCCGCUGCAGAAGCACCUCAAGCAGCGCAUCACGAAGGAGACCGUCGAGCGCCUCGGGUUCAUCCGCUGGGACUACAUCAAGGAGCAGCUCGACGCGUACCUCGACCGCCCCGCAUUCCUCCCCAAGGGCGCGUUCGACCCCCGCGGCGGCAUGCUCAUGGCGGUGCUGAGCUAUGUCGUGCUGCAGGAGCGCUUUGGCAUCCCGACGUAUGUCGCUGCAUAG